Molecule: messenger RNA, 2840 nt
Organism: Drosophila mojavensis
Lineage: Eukaryota; Metazoa; Arthropoda; Insecta; Diptera; Drosophilidae
Exons: 7
Coding region: 79-2778 (899 amino acids)
Biological process (GO): inositol metabolic process; signal transduction; phosphatidylinositol phosphate biosynthetic process
Molecular function (GO): inositol monophosphate 1-phosphatase activity
Source: RefSeq, a predicted model, not a curated record
UUUGUGACUACUCAGUGCAAAUUCAGUUCUCGACGAUAGCUGACGAAGCAUCCAAAAACUCCGACUCAAAGGCAAACAAUGACAGCAAACAAAAGCGAUAUCGAGGAGUUGUACAAGUUCAUCUAUCCGCUGGCUGUAAGAGCAGGUGAAAUACUGUUCGAGGGCUAUCAGAAUGCGGGCAAAAAGUUCACACUGAAGCGAAACGAGUUCCACAACGUAGUCACCGACUACGACAAUGAAAUAGAAGAGUUCUUGAUGAGCAGCAUACUGGCCAGCUAUCCGGAGCACAAGUUCAUUGGCGAGGAGGAUACGCACAAGAACAACAAUAUAACGAAGGAGCUAACAGAUGCGCCCACUUGGAUCAUAGAUCCCAUCGAUGGGACCUCCAAUUUCAUUAAACAAAUCCCACACGUAUCCGUUUCCAUUGGCCUCUCAAUCAAUAAGCAAAUCGUGCUGGGAGUUGUGAAUAAUCCAGCCCAGGGUAAGCUCUACACAGCCAAGCUGGGUCAAGGCGCCUUCUGCAAUGGUGAGCCCAUUCAUGUGAGCAAUUGUGAGCGUCUGAACGAUGCUAAUGUUGCCUAUGAGGUGUGUUUGCUGCACGAGCCAACGAUACGGAACAAACACAUUAAACGCAUCUACUAUGUGGGCUCACAGGCGAGACGUUUGAUUGGCUAUUCGGCUGUGGUAGAUUCCCUCUGCAUGGUCGCCGCUGGCAAUCUGGACGCCUUUCACAUUGAGGACAUGUACCCCUGGGACUGUGCUGCUGGCUAUUUGCUGAUACGCGAAGCCGGCGGCGUUGUUACCCAUCCCUAUGGGGGGCCCUUUGACAUUAUGAAGCCAGAUCUGAUUUGUGCCGGCACAGAAGCACUGAGAUUGCAAAUUGAAACUCUUAUACGCAAGGCAGACCAGGCCAAGUCUGUGGGAGGUGAAGAGGAUCAUCAGUUGGUCGAGUGCAAAGCGAAAAAAAUGAGCUCAACGUCUGAGUCAAAAUUGCAGAAGUAUUACGAAGUGGCGCUGGACUUGGUGAAGCAAUGCGGGCCCCUGCUAAUGGAGGGCUACAAAAAGCCCAAAACUGAUUUUACAGUUAAGAAAGACUUCUAUGAUCUGGUCACUGUGUAUGACAAACAGAUUGAGGAUUUCCUAACGGAGGGCUUGCUAAAGGCCUUUCCCGAGUCGCUAAUCAUCGGCGAAGAAGAAUCGGCAACUAGCAAACGCGACGCCGAGUUAACUGAUGCCCCCACCUGGAUCAUCGAUCCCAUUGAUGGCACCACAAAUUUCGUCCAUCGCAUACCACAUUGCUGCAUUUCGGUGGGUCUGACCAUCAACAAGGAGCUCGUCGUGGGCAUCAUCUAUAAUCCGCCGGGUAAUGAAUUGUUCUCGGCAUGGAAAGGGCACGGCGCCUACCUCAAUGGCCAGCGCAUACACACUUCCAAAGUGACUACGAUAAAUCAAGCUGUGGUCGCCCUAGAAAUCUCAGUCAUACAUGCAGCUGCUGUCAGAGAUAAGAAUAUCAAACGACUUUACAAGUUGGGCUCAAAUGCCACAGCCACUCGCAGCUUUGGUAGCGGAGCCCUUGCUCUUUGCUAUGUGGCAACGGGACAAUGCGAUGCCUAUCACGUUGAUGAUCUGCAGCCCUGGGAUAUUGCAGCUGGCGCUGUUAUUUUAACAGAGGCAGGCGGCUCUAUAUACCAUACCAAAGGUGGCGAAUUCAAUGUUAUGAAGCCCGAUUUGGCAUGCGCCGGCACAGAUGAAUUGGCCAAGAGUGUGAUAAGUCUCAUUGCAGAGGCUGAUCAAAUAACAGAAUAUACAUUCAACAAAAGCGAUGCGAGCAUCAUAGUCCGGUUUCAGUCGGGAGCUGAUGUCUGUGCAGUAACAACGCAUAUCGCAAGCUCUAUACCAGGUCUUUACAAACAUUCGUCAGCUGCCAAUAUGUUAACGGAAAUUGAGGAAUUGUAUAACUUCAUUUUCCCACUGGCGCAGCGCGCAGGCGAUAUACUGAUCGAGGGCUACAAUCGCACGGAGAAGAAUGUGGACAUUAAGGGCGCAUUCUAUGAUGUGGUCACCGACUAUGACAACAAGAUCGAGGAGUUUCUGAUGGGCGAAAUCUUGGCCAAAUACCCGUACCACAAGUUCAUCGGCGAAGAGGAUACGGCCAAGAAUAAUAAUGUCUCUAAAGAGCUGACAGAUGCGCCCACUUGGAUCAUCGAUCCCAUUGACGGCACCUCCAAUUUCAUUAAACAAAUCCCACACGUUUGUGUCUCGAUCGGGCUGGCAAUCAAUAAGCAAAUCGUGCUGGGCAUUGUGAAUAAUCCAGCCCAGGGCAAGCUCUAUACAGCGAAACUGGGUCAAGGCGCCUUCUGCAAUGGCAAGCCCAUUCAUGUGAGCGAGUGUGAGAGCUUGCGGGAUGCCAAUGUGGCUUAUGAGGUAUCCCUGUUGCAUGUGCAUAAUGUGGCUAACAAGCAUAUCAAACGCAUCUACCAUGUGGGAUUGCAUGCCAGACGCUUGUUGGCCUACUCCUGUGUCGUGGAUGAGCUCUGCAUGGUGGCUGCCGGCAAUUUGGAUGCCUUUUAUAUUGAGGACAUGUAUCCUUGGGAUUGUGCCGCUGGUUCAUUGCUGGUGAGUGAGGCGGGCGGAGUAGUCACACAUCCCUUCGGAGGACCUUUCGAUAUUAUGAAACCAGAUUUGAUUUGUGCCGGCACCGAAAAAUUGCGCAAAGAAAUCGAGAACCUGCUCCGCAAAGCAGAUCAGGAGCGCUCUGUUGGCGGCACUGACCCUUAGAAUCUACUCAAAAUAUAUUUAUAAAACCUGUUCAAUAAAUAAAGUUCUGACGAAAAAAAAGC